Messenger RNA from Adineta steineri, 1101 nucleotides. Lineage: Eukaryota; Metazoa; Rotifera; Eurotatoria; Adinetida; Adinetidae. The record is from the annotation of a GenBank genome assembly.
AUGAAACAAGACUGUAUUAAAUGUCAAAAAUGUGUUAAAUUAUCAACGUGUCAUGGAUGUCAACAAAUAUUUUGUAAUGAACAUAUUAUCGAACAUCGUGAAGAAUUAGCUCAUAAAAUCGAUAAUAUACAUAAAGAAUAUCAUCAAUUUGACAAUAAAUUAAAUACAAAUAAUGUAAUUCAACCUUAUAUUUCACGUAUCGAUCAAUGGGAACAUGAAUCAAUAGAUAAAAUUAAAAAAACAGCCGAAGCAGCACGUAAUGAUUUAUUAAAAAUUCAUGAUCGUAUGAAAAAUCAAUUAAAAUUAUCUAUUGAUAAAAUAAAUAAAGAUAUUCAAUCAACUCGACAAACAAUAGAUUAUACAGAAAAUGAUUUAAAUGAAUGGACAAAACAAUUAACACAACUUCGUCAUAUACAUAAAAGUUCAUUUAAUGAUGAUGUUAUUGAUGAUAGUCAAGGAUCUAUACGAUUAAUUAAAAUUAUUGAUGAAAAACAAUCAAUUUUUCCUGAUGGAGUAGAAAUUAUACCACGUGAAAAAUUCAUUAAAAUUCCUGAUAAAAUUCCAACAUUACAAGAUGAUCAGAAAAAACAACGUAUAAUAAGAAUUUCCGUAUCACGUGAUAGUUCUACAGCAACAUGUCUAAAACCUGGUUGGAAUGGUGCAACUAUUUGUUGUAAAAAUCUAUAUAUUUCUGGUAUUCAUUCAAUUCGUUAUCGAAUAGAGAAACAAGGAGCUAAUAAUCCAUUUUUUGGUAUUACAUCAGCUUUAAAAGAACCAAAUCCAUGGAAUCGUAAAACUCCAUUAGCGUAUGGUUGGUGGGAAAUUCCUGUGCCUAAUGAUAAACUAGAUAUUUACAAAGGAAAUAAUGAUACAAAAGAAAAUAAUGAUAAAAGAGAAAAGACAAAUUUCAAAGAUUUUUGUAUGAGAACAGGUGAUGAGAUAACAUUAACAUUAAAUUGUACCAAUAAUGAAAUUGAAAUUGAAAAUCAUCGAACAAAACAAUAUAUUUAUGAAAGAGUUGCAUAUGAAAAAUGUCCUUUUCCAUGGAGAAUUGCUAUUGUUUUAUAUUCUCCAGGUGAUUCUAUUAGUAUUUUAUCAUAG